Symbiodinium pilosum is the source of this 3015-nucleotide messenger RNA. The record is from the annotation of a GenBank genome assembly. NCBI's taxonomy places the organism in Eukaryota, Dinophyceae, Suessiales, Symbiodiniaceae.
AUGGCGGAAGACAAAAAGGAAAGCAAGGAAGAGAAAGACGACAAGGACGAAAAGAAAGACGAGAAAAAAGACGGCGACAAACCAAAAGAUGUCAAGAAGGACAGGCGUGAUGUAGUGGUCCACCCCAUUGUCUUGCUCGGCGUUGUGGACCACUACAACCGAGUUGCAAAAGGAACUACCAAGCGAGUGGUUGGAACCCUGGUGGGUGAGGUGUCGGACUACAGCCUUCACAUCACCAACUGCUUCGCGGUACCUUUUGAGGAAGAUCCACGAGAUCCACAGGUGUGGUUUCUAGACCACAACUAUCAUGAAGCCAUGUUCGCCAUGUUCAAGAAGGUGAACACAAAAGAGCGAAUAGUUGGGUGGUAUUCAACAGGACCCAAGAUAAAACCAUCUGACCUCAGCAUCCACGAGCUCUAUCGACGGUACUGCCCAGAGCCAGUGCUGGUGGUCAUGGACGUACAGCCGAAGGACUUGGAGUUGCCCAUGGAAGCGUACUAUUCCGUUCAGGAGCAGACCUCGGAUGAGGUUUUCAAGCGAACGUUUCUGCAUGUGCACUCCACUGUUGGAGCCUUUGAGGCUGAGGAGGUUGGCGUCGAGCACUUGCUGCGUGACAUCAAGAAUGCAUCAGCAUCUACUCUGGCUGUGCGCGUUGGGGACAAGAUCGGUGCACUGAAGGGCUUGGCCAUGCGACUGCGCGAAAUCUCACAGUAUUUGAGCCAAGUGGUAGCGGGGAAGCUCCCAAUGAAUCAGGAGAUCAUAUACCAGUUGCAGGAGAUCUUUAACCUCAUGCCCGACCAGGACUCAGAGGAGCUGAUCAGAUCACUUGCCACGGAAACAAAUGAUAUGAUGCUGGCUCUGUACCUCGGUAGCAUGCUCCGCUCGACCGUGGCGCUCCACAAUCUGAUCAACAAUAAAAUGAGAAACAAACAGCAGAAGGAGAAAGCUGCGGAGCCAAAGGACAAAGAAAAGAAGGAGGAGGCAAAGAAAGAAAAGGAGGAGCGAAACACGACAGCGGCACCGCCUGCGGUUUCGAAUCGCCUUGAAUCAAUAGAUUUCGACAUCUAUGAAAGCCAGCACAUAUCAGAAGGCGGAAAGCCAAGACCCUGCGGCACUGUGAUGAGGUGGGCCAUCGUGUCCACAAUCGGCAUAGCGACUGGUUUGGUGGCUUGCGGAAUUGAUUACGGCAUCGAGAUAUUGACCAAGCUGCGGUUUGAUUUGAUUGAAGGUUUGGUCAAUAGCGGAGCGGAGCAGUGGGUUUUGAUGAUUGUCCAUUUGCUACUUUGCGCGGCCCUGGCUGCAGUUGCAGGAGCUCUUGUUUGCUUCGUGUCACCGCUGGCUGCAGGAAGUGGCAUCCCUGAAGUGAAGUGUCGUCUGAACGGUAUAAACUUGCCGCUUGUGGUUAGAUCAAGGACGCUUCUUGCCAAGGCCUGUGGGGUGCUGUUCAGUGUCUCUGCAGGGCUCCCAUGCGGCAAGGAGGGCCCCAUGAUCCACAGCGGUGCAAUUAUUGGAGCACUCUUCUGGCGAUGCAUGCCUUUGGGAUCGAAUGUCAUGGGUGACAUUGAGCUUCGGGAUCUGAUUGCAGCUGGUGGCGCGGCAGGUGUCGCUGCAGCGUUCGGUGCUCCGAUUGGUGGCAUGCUGUUCGCCAUGGAGGAAGGAGCUUCCUUUUGGAGUGCCAAGGUCCUGUUGCAGGCGCUGCUAAGUUCCUGCACCUCCGCCAUAACUUUGAACCUCUUUUUGGGAGGUUUGGACUCAAUCGGAUUUGGAACCCUUGGUGCUCUCGGGGUUCUUACCUUUGGCGAUUAUUAUGAGACUGCAAAUACAAGCUAUCAUAUUUGGGAGAUGCCCUUCUUCGCAGCACUGGGGCUUCUUGGCGGUCUUUUAGGCGCAGCCUUCAAUGCCUUGAACGUUCCACUGACAUUGUGGCGGAUGCGAAGAAUCGGGGCUUCGGGUUGGGCCCGCUUUCUGGAAGUGCUCUGCGUGACUAUUUGCAUAUCUGCUGUAUUCUUCGUCCCGGCCAUCAUUGCACACAAGUGCUAUGUUACUGAUGUGGAUCAAGGUUCGCAUGGUGACCUUGCAAUGGUCUGCAAGGAGACCAAGGCCAAGCAACAGGGGUUGGGCCUGUUCAUGACACCCAGUGAGGAUGCCAUCAAGGUUCUUUUCCAUGAUGCACAGGUUUAUGAUGCCAGACUGUUAGCUUUGUUUGGAAUCAUCUACUUCUUCUUGGCAUGUUGGACUUAUGGACUUGGAGUUCCAAGCGGACUCUUUGUGCCGUCUCUUCUGGUGGGAGCUGUCUUCGGGCGUCUUGUUGGGCAAUGCUUGCGGCUGCUGAGCGAUAAAGUUGCACCACCGGGAAUGUACGCUCUUGUUGGUGCCGGUGCAUCUCUGGCAGGAAUGGCACGCAUCACGGUUUCCCUAGCUGUCAUACUCAUCGAAGCGACUGGGAACACGCAGUACUCUCUUCCGCUUCUUUUUGCAGUCGUUUUAGCACGUGGCGUUGGGAAUGCUUUCAACGAAGGCAUUUAUGAUAUCCACAUACAUUUGAAGAACAUUCCGUUUCUGCCUGCUGAGCCAGACAUCCUGGAUACUGCGCUGGUGUCUAGCGUCAUGACAAUGGAUGUUGCGGCUGUCAGCAGCAUCGAAAACAGAUCUCGCUUGAUCAGUGUUUUGGAGACACCGCACAAUGCCUUUCCAGUAACUGAGCCCGGCACGGCCCAGUAUUGUGGCAUGUUGAGUCGCUCUGCGUUAGUAGACCUUCUGGGUGACAGAGACGGGCGGGACCAAUCGGAGGGCGGACUGGCCCAAGCAACCUCUUUCCUUGGCCAGCAGUCAGAAGUGGACCUGAAGCCUUAUGUGAACGUAGGAGCCUACAGCAUCGAGGACACUGCAACAGUCCGUCGUGCAUACGCGCUCUUUCGGACAAUGGGCUUGAGGCACUUGCCAGUCGUCCGGCAUGGUUGUAAGCUCUGCGGCAUCCUCACACGCAAAAACUUCUAUGAUAACGGCAGGGCAUGA